CGCGUCACGUGAGGCGUUUGUUGACUUCCUCGAGAGGCGGGGAAGGGCCUGGCGCCCCGGGGACUGCCCGCGGCGGCGGAGGCCGGUACCGCGGCCGGGCCGGCGGAGCGGAGGAGAUGGGAGCCCGAAGAGGCCCGAGCGGAGACCACGACGGCCGGCGCUGCCUCUCGGCCGAGGUGACAGGCCGUUGCUGACCCGCCUGACCCGAGCGAGGCCCGGAGAGCUGUCAUGGAGGAGUUGGUAGAGGAUGACAUCUGUAUUUUGAACCAUGAAAAAGCAGACAACACUCAUAAGAGAGAUGGGGAGAUUCCAGUUUCAUCUUACAGUGGAGAUGAGUCUGUUGCCUCACAUUUCGCACUUGUCACUGCAUAUGAAGAUAUCAAGAAACGACUAAAGGAGACAGAGAAAGAGAACUCAUUCUUAAAAAAAAAAGUGAGAAUUCUAGAAGAGAAGCUGCUUGGCUCGCGCCGGGAAGAGGAGUGCAGUUCAGUUGGACGUGAGCAAGUGAACAAGGCAUACCAAGCCUACCGAGAGGCCUGCAUCGACCGAGAUAAUCUGAAAAGCAAACUGGAGAGAAUGAUGAAAGAAAAUGCAGAGUCCUUGAAAACUCUGAAUGAACAGUUGCAGUCUAAAGAAGUAGAGCUGCUACAACUAAGAACUGAAGUGGAAACUCAACAAGUGAUGAAAAAUCUGAAUUGUACUCAGUCCAGCUGGGAAAUAGAGAAGCUGAACAGUGACCUGAAAGUGCAUAGUUUGGAACAGGAUCUAGAAAAGCUCAAGCAAGAGUGUAACAGUCUCAGAAACGAGUUGCAAAAAUGCAAGCAGAAGGACCAGGUUCAAGAUGAAAACCCAUUAAAUGGAGAUCUCUAUCAAAGGCAAGACAUCCAGAGCGUGCAGCAAGCAUAUCGGGAACUGAAGAGAGAAAUGUCCAAUUUGCGUCUGGUGAGUGACAAGCAAGCUGAGGCUCUGCGGAAACUGAAAACACACCCAACAGCCACCAAGAAAGCUCCCUCUUCUGCACCAGUACAAUGUGUUGACCUGAACAUUUCAAAGCCAAAUCUGACGACUGGGGUAGUCUAUAAAAAGCACUCGCAAAAUGAGAGAGUACCCUGCGACGCUGUGUCUCCUCCUCUGCCCAGAGAUGUAAAAACCCCAUCUGAGAGGGUGCCUCUACAAGCAUGGACAGAUGAGAGACCCAUUCCAGUUGAUGGCAAAAUGUUUCAGGAACACCAUUCUUAUGGAAAGAGCUCUCUGGAAGAUAAUUCCUGGGUAUUCCCAAGUCCUCCAAAGCCUAACGAGAAUGUCUUUUGGGAAAUGAGAAAUAAAACAGUUUUGUCAAACUGUCCAGCAGAUUACCUGGAUCAGUGUAAUCAAAACUGUCUGCACAAGAGUUAAACAAUUUUUAGAAUGAACUGAGAUGUUUUUAGGAUGAUUCUGAAUAGGCACCUUAAGGCUUGAACUUAUUUUAAACGGGAAGAACAAAUUGCCUGGAAUGUUCUUUCUUUCUGUAACUUUAAUUCUAGUUCUGCAACAGAAAGCCCAGUCUUCCUCUGCUGUAAAUCAGGAGUGAGUUCCUUAAGUCAGAGCUCUGCUGGUAUAACGUCUAGCACGUUAUAGAAAUCUAGCACGGGGCUUAGACAGUCUCAUACUGCAAAUGGCAAAGAGUCGCAAAAGAUUUCACUGGAAAGUGAGUUCUUGGAAUAAAAGAAAAUAAUCCAGGUCUGUAUUUGUUUGCUAUUUGUAUGUUAUCAAGAAAAUACUUGGUAUCCCAUGUUGCAGUUUGUACCAGCUCAGAGCUUAGUUUUUGACAGUGCUUGUUUCAGAGUCAGACAUAAAGUGAAGAAUUGUAUUAUCCCUCCCUUCCUCCUUUCAAUUAACUUUCCGAUUCCUUGGGCUUAGAAAUGCGUUUUUAUGUAAUUCUUUAAUGAAGAAAGGUGAUGUUUUUGUGGGGGUUUUUGGACAAAAUCUUUAUUUCUGUUAGACAGUGGCAAGAUAAAACUCACUCCUGAGCUGUCCUGUUGAGAUUACAAUUCACAAGAAGGCCCAAAAUGGAGCAAAGGUCCAUUAAGUGAUGCUGCUGAAUGCUGUGGCUGCCAGACGUUCAGCUCCCUCCCUAUGGUUUACGCUGCAGGAAGCUGAAUUCAUUCAGUGCUCGACGGUGCCUGCCCCAGGAUCCUCCUGUUCCCGCUGCUUGUCUUCCCUGGGCCUCCUUUGCACAGCACCAGAGCCAGGGCUUUUAAUUUGUGUGGUGGUGAAGGCUACUAACUUCUCUUAUAUUACAGAAACAAAGCCUUAAUUUACUCAAACUAGGUGUCUGUAGCGUUGGUGAUGCGCGUCACAAGUGUUUUCGUGGUAUGUUUAGGUAUGCCACUGAGAACUAGAGUUAUUUGAAUUGCAACUGCCUGCUUUAUAGAUGAUGGAUGUUGGAGUACUACUUUCAAGGCCAAGAACUGUUUUUAGACAAAUACAAUUUAUGCCUUUUUUAUAAAGAAACAACCAAACUGCUCUGCUUCAUAUCUGGCUUAAUAUAACAGGGUUACAUGAAAUGCCUUGACUGCUUAAUAUGUUGAAGAAAAAUGCUUCGUGGUUUAGAUCCACAAUACCUGACUUGUAAUGUGUGGGAAGACACUUCAAUACAUCAUUUACAGAGGGGUGAGUGGAUGAGUAAAGUGUUCAACUUCAUGGGUCCAGUUUAAGAUCAGUGUAAUAAAAAUUAAUUUCACAGCUAUUUAGUAGCAAAUGAUCUUAAAAUUACUUGCAAGUUCAUGGGGAAGCUAUGACUAGUGUAGCCACACUACUGAUGGGCUGUAAAAGUGACUGAGGUGCCACAUGACACUUUCUUCCCAGUGGAGUAAGUACUUUGUAUGAUACUCCUUGUCUACUUCUCUUUCAGUUUGUCUAUCAAAGUUGAAAAAAAGCCUUCCAGCUACCUUCUACUGUAUUAGUGAAGCGCAUACAUAAAUAAUGUUUCCCAUUCACCAGAUAUUGUUUUAUCUUUCUAUAUCUUGCUCACGUAUCCCGGCUCGUCUGUGAUUAAUGGAAAUGGUGUCAGAUGCUGGAAUUUAUUCUGACCAAUGAACACGGCUGACUCAGGGGAGCACAAUCUCUUGGAAAGUAAUAGAACAAAACCCAAUAUGCAUAAAACAAAUCCAAGUCGCUAGGCUUGUGCUGAUAGAACCAACUACCUGUGUAAUAACAAAGCAGCAGAAAACACUUCUCAUGUGGCUGCAAGAGCUAUAUGGUACCUGGGUCUGAUGCAGCUUACUUUUGAGGGGUUCUCCACUUCAAUGUUACAGAGGGGUUGUGUGGUUUAAGUAAUGUACAUUAUCCAACAGCCAUCAACAUGAUUAAUCCUUUGAUUUGUGCAAUGAAGGAAUUCUACUGUGUAAGAUUUUCAAAUAAAUUUAUUUUUGUUUGAA
Messenger RNA from Colius striatus (speckled mousebird), 3419 nucleotides. RefSeq names its product 5-azacytidine induced 2 (gene AZI2). Bases 229 to 1395 code for a protein of 388 amino acids. The record is from RefSeq and is a predicted model, not a curated record. Lineage: Eukaryota; Metazoa; Chordata; Aves; Coliiformes; Coliidae. Gene Ontology annotation, cellular component: cytoplasm. Gene Ontology annotation, biological process: canonical NF-kappaB signal transduction. The transcript has 8 exons.